Molecule: messenger RNA, 1530 nt
Organism: Penicillium maclennaniae
Lineage: Eukaryota; Fungi; Ascomycota; Eurotiomycetes; Eurotiales; Aspergillaceae
Product: translation initiation factor eIF2 subunit gamma
Exons: 7
Coding region: 1-1530 (509 amino acids)
Biological process (GO): positive regulation of translational fidelity; formation of translation preinitiation complex
Cellular component (GO): cytosol; eukaryotic translation initiation factor 2 complex
Molecular function (GO): tRNA binding; GTP binding; translation initiation factor activity
Source: RefSeq, a predicted model, not a curated record
AUGGCGACUAACGGUGACUUCUCCGACGAGUCGCAGCCCGGAUCCCCGGUCCUCGAUGCCAACAAUGCCCAGGACUUCGAUGACCAGGAGCCUCUCGAGCAGGUCGAAAAGCCUGUCAAGUCCGCUCUGAAGUCCGCUCCUGUCGCUGCUAAGCCCGAGCUCCCCGAGCAGCCCAACCCUGACACCCUGGAUCUUUCGACACUCACGCCCUUGACGCCCGAAAUCAUUGCUCGCCAAGCUACCCAGAACAUCGGCACAAUCGGUCACGUCGCUCACGGAAAGUCCACUCUCGUGAAGGCCAUCUCCGAGGUUCAGACUGUGCGCUUCAAAAACGAGUUGGAGCGAAACAUCACAAUUAAGCUAGGCUACGCGAACGCGAAAAUCUACAAGUGUGACAACCCCGCUUGUCCUCGUCCGACAUGCUACAAGAGUUACAGCAGUUUCAAGGAGGUUGACCCUCCCUGUGAGCGCCCGGGCUGUGAGGGCCGCUACAAACUUCUUCGCCACGUCUCCUUCGUCGACUGCCCCGGUCACGACAUUCUCAUGAGUACCAUGUUGUCUGGUGCCGCCGUCAUGGACGCUGCCCUCCUCCUUAUCGCCGGAAACGAGACCUGCCCGCAACCCCAAACUUCGGAACAUUUGGCCGCCAUUGAGAUCAUGAAGCUCCAGCACAUCAUUAUUUGCCAGAACAAGGUCGACCUCAUGCGCGAGGAGGCCGCUCUCCAGCACUACCAGUCUAUUCUCAAGUUCAUUCGAGGAACCGUCGCCGAUAACUCGCCAGUUAUCCCCAUCUCGGCCCAGCUCAAGUACAACAUCGAUGCCGUCAACGAGCAUCUCGUCUCUCACAUCCCUGUUCCUAUCCGGGAUUUCACCGCUUUGCCCAACAUGAUGGUCAUUCGAAGCUUCGACGUUAACAAGCCCGGUGCCGAGAUUGAAGAGUUGAAGGGUGGUGUUGCUGGUGGCUCCAUUCUCACUGGUGUCGUCAAGGUCAACGACGAGAUCGAGAUCCGCCCUGGUCUAGUCACCAAGGACGAGAACGGCAAGAUCCAGUGCCGCCCUAUCUUCUCUCGUGUCGAGUCCCUCUUCGCUGAGAGCAACCCUCUGAAGUUCGCUGUUCCUGGUGGCCUCAUUGGUGUUGGUACCCGUAUUGACCCUACACUGUGCCGUGCUGAUCGUCUUGUCGGUUUCGUUCUGGGCCACCGCGGCCAUCUUCCUGCCAUCUACACUGAGAUCGAGGUCAACUACUUCUUGCUCCGCCGCCUUUUGGGUGUCAAGACCGCCGAUGGCAAGCAGGCCAAGGUUUCCAAGCUGGCUAAGAACGAGGUUCUGAUGGUCAACAUUGGUUCCACCGCCACCGGUGCCAAGGUUCUCGGUGUCAAGGCCGAUGCCGCCAAGCUCUCGUUGACCUCCCCUGCCUGCACAGAAGUUGGCGAGAAGAUCGCCAUUUCCCGAAGAAUCGACAAGCACUGGCGUCUGAUUGGUUGGGCCAACAUCGUUGCCGGUAACACCCUGGAGCCUACCCAGCACUAG